This is a messenger RNA of Postia placenta MAD-698-R-SB12, 2550 nucleotides long. RefSeq lists its product as hypothetical. Bases 1 to 2550 code for a protein of 849 amino acids. The record is from RefSeq and is a predicted model, not a curated record. The transcript has 4 exons. Lineage: Eukaryota; Fungi; Basidiomycota; Agaricomycetes; Polyporales; Adustoporiaceae.
AUGAUCGGACGUGUCAACUCGCCAGCCCUUUUCUCCACGAACGGGCCCGCCGGCGGGUCCAAUACUGUUUCUUCGUUCCACCAGGCUGUGGCACAUACGCCUUACGACGCUGUGCGCCAGGAUAUUCUAUCAAGGCCACUAUCGCCCUCUCUUUCCCUGACGCAUACAUCCGCAUCAGACACGAUGUUCAGCCGACUCACGGACUCGACGGGUGGUUUCGGCAACCGCAUGGACGACUUCACCGAGACGUGGACCAGCGUUUCAGACACGAUGACAUCCUCUUCAUCAAAUUGGUCGUCAGAUAUCCCGGACAACGAGGUCGAUGAUGUGGCGGAAGCUGAGCCUGAGCCGCCUGACGUCGUCCAGUCAUACCAAUUCCGCGGGGUGUACUUCGACAGCGUGCGGACGAUCGUAAGGCCAAAUCCGCGAUUCGCCGCGAACGCGAACAUAUACCCAGCGAUGGGGAUGGCAGAGUCCAGCGUGUCGCUCGCUACGGCAAUAGACUGGGCAGAAACUGCGGUGCCGUCUGGCGUCACCUCGAUGUCAGGCAGUUCAACUCCCGAACGGCCGUUGACGCCUCCAACUGCUAUGGAUGCUGUUGAAGCCGCGAGGCGGGCACAUCCUGGACCUGGAUACGCCUCUACCCUCUCCUUCCCCUCUCAUAACCUUUCCUCACCCAACAACGAAAUUCAAGGCGGAGGCAUUGCUCUGCACUUCGGCCAAUCGCGCCUGUACACCGCUGGUCUUGUCGCGGCUUACCUAAUUACUCCAGACCCACGGGUACUCAUCCGACGGGCUGUUCAGCGCGCGGCUUUGCUUCCGUCCACGCAGCACCCGAUCCUCAAUUGCGCCUUUGCGAUGGGCAUCGACGGUCCAAGCGCCGACAUGGAUGCUUCUGAGUGGGAGAUAGUGGCCCCCGAGUGGUGGAGGACCUCGUUUCGCUCUAUCUCAUGGGCGUUUCCACCGACGAGACGGCAACGUCCUCAAUCGCGGAUGCCAGUCUUCAAGCCCCUCAUCGCAGGAUCUGGGAGCUACGCAAGGCCCCCGCAUUAUCACGAUCUGCUGCAUAGGACCAGGCGGAGAGAAUUGGUGCAGCAGGUUACAGAGGAGGAGUUGGAGCCCAAUUCGGCGCUACCAGGUGUAAAGUGCGCUGAAGAGGCGAUCAGGCCGUACGAGAUCGACGUCGGAAUCCGGUCUUCUGUGGACACCCCGCGGGUGGACUACCGCCCAUUGUUUGCAGGCCUCAUCGAGGAGGAGGAGCUAGCGCUGGCACAGCAUCGAUGGAACGAGCAGGUGCAGGGUUUACUCGGUGGUGUCCUCAAGCCGGCGACCAUCUCAAUAGAGAUUCCGUCGUCACCAGGGCCCGACGCAAAGCUGUGGGACCCUCUCGACAGCCCAUCCAGCGUCCCUGACCUGGACACCGCCAACUCAGAGCUUUCAGUCGAAAGUGACCCGCUACCGACAACUCCACGAGGUAUGCACGCACAGAUCCCGGCAUCGAUCCUUACUGGCGAUGUCGCCUCUCCCCACCCCAGCAAGCCGCUGAAUGCCGCAGCGGUGUCUUUUAUCCCGUCGGCACCCACGCCCUCGCCACCCAAUUCACGGUCUCCUGACUCGGCCAUCCACUCACCAUCGCCGAUUCACGAGUUUGCAUUCCCCUCCCUGACCGCGGACAAUCCAGCGGCCUCGCCGGCGGCGCGCAAGCGUCUGCUACUUCAGAAGGACCCCGAGGGGUUCUACCACCCGGUCGAGGGGUCAGAGAGCCGGGUUGAUAGCCACUCGACCCAUUCAGUGACGCCCCGCCGGGCGUCUGCGGACCUACUCCCGGCUUUCCUUGCAGAUGGCGCGAACACGGCGCGGACGCGUAACCGCAUGCCCUCACGCACCCGCGAGAUGGUAGAUCGCGCCCGGUCAGGGCGUCUAAGCAAGAAAGCGGGUAGUAAGGGUAGCAAGGAUGCUACUGAUACGUUCCCCCCGCCUUCAGUGUCUCUCACGGCCAGCAAGCCAAAGGAGAAGCCGAAAGGGGAAACCUCGCGGACUGCUGCUGAAGGUGACGGCUGGAUUCGUGAUGUUGCGUCUGAUCCAUGCCGUACUGAGGAUGGUUGGAUUGCAGGGAAUCCUGUCAACCCCACUCAGGCGACCGCGAAUCCACCGCGCACGAACGGGCACAAACGUCAGCAGAAGCAGGGACACAAGCGCUCCACAAGCAGCACGUCGUCCUUGACUGGUUCGGCGUCGGGUUCAAGCGGGUCUUUCUCCCCCGUGACGCCGUUGUCGAAUUUCGGGACGCUACCACAGACCGCGCCGUCGUUUGCGCAAAUCCAAGCCGUCCCUUUCGCCGGACCGCCGCCGUACAUGCAAGCGCAGCUGGAGGCGCAGAUCGCCCAGAUCCAGGCGCAGCAGUGGCAGAUAUACGGGCGUGGCAUCGGCGCAACUGCGCUUGCACACUACGGCCCGCCAUGGGCGUACUUCCCCGCUGCUGCCACCGCGCCGCCGCCAUCGCUAUACAACGGGGCGAAGGGUGUCGGCAUGAUGGGUGUGCGGUGGUGA